GGGCAGGACUUCCGCGCUGGUUGCUAAGACACUCUCGCUGCGCUCCUUGACAACCCUGGCGGGGGUGCGCUAGCGGCGGCGUCGUCCGGGCCCCGGCGGGAGCAGCUCCCCUGCUGGACACUCUGUGCCCCAGGCUGGCCGGGCCGCCCCGGGGGUGGCGUGAUUGCCAGGGCCGGCGCCUCCCAAGGCCCCAGGAGGAAGGACCAUGGGAGAAACGGAGGGGAAGAAGGACGAUGCGGAUUACAAGCGGCUGCAGACCUUCCCCCUGGUCAGGCACUCGGACAUGCCCGAGGAGAUGCGCGUGGAGACGAUGGAGCUGUGUGUCACGGCCUGCGAGAAGUACUCCAACAACAAUGAGAGCGCCGCAAAGAUGAUCAAGGAGACGAUGGACAAGAAGUUCGGCUCGUCCUGGCACGUGGUGAUCGGCGAGGGCUUCGGGUUCGAGAUCACGCACGAGGUGAAGAGCCUCCUGUACCUCUACUUCGGGGGGACCCUGGCCGUGUGCGUCUGGAAGUGCUCCUGACCCCGCGGGGCGCCACACCGCCCACCGCGCCUGGAUUUUCGGAGUCCGGGGGCUGCGGACCCGCGUCCCCGUUUCCCGCACUGCGCCCCAUGUGUGACUCGGUGGCCCUGCCCCGUCACCGUCCCCUGGGGCUCGGCCCUGCAGUGCUGACUCCCAGGGGACCCCGGGGCUGCGAGGGGGCAGGGGGAGGGGGGGAGCCGGUCUUUUCCCCACAGGCCAUCUGACUCGGGGGGCACCU
This is a messenger RNA of Sorex fumeus (smoky shrew), 761 nucleotides long. It is a transcript of the gene DNAL4, whose product is annotated as dynein axonemal light chain 4. Gene Ontology annotation, molecular function: dynein light intermediate chain binding; dynein intermediate chain binding. The record is from RefSeq and is a predicted model, not a curated record. The transcript has 4 exons. Gene Ontology annotation, cellular component: dynein complex. Gene Ontology annotation, biological process: microtubule-based process. The coding region runs from base 206 to 523 and encodes 105 amino acids. Lineage: Eukaryota; Metazoa; Chordata; Mammalia; Eulipotyphla; Soricidae.